CUCUUUCUCUCUCUCCUUCUUGACCCCUAUCUCUCUCCUCGCCCCCUUCUCUCCCGCCCGAUCGACCCAAGAACUGCCGAUUUCGCCGGUUCUUGGCUCGAUCUCUCCUCGUUAGCUCGUGGAGAUCACCUCCUGUUUGGCCAUAAAGAUUCCAGAUCCCCACCUGUUUCCUGGUUCGAUCUCUCAGACCGAUUCGAUUUUACCACGCACAACAAGGAAGCAUUCCUUUCAUAUCUGGGCCCGAGCGAUUGGAUCGUCCCAUGCUCCACUGCGACGCGGAUAUCCUGAAUAACAAAAAUAUUUCCCAUCCAGAUUCCAUCGGAUUGUAUCAUAAUUGGUGAAAGGUGUGACGUUAAGACAUAAUUUUGGUCGGAAAUUCUUCGACAUGGGGAGGGUGAAGCUCAAGAUCAAGAAGCUGGAGAACACCAGCGGGCGGCAGGUGACAUAUUCUAAGCGGCGGUCAGGGAUUCUCAAGAAGGCCAAAGAGUUAUCCAUUCUCUGUGAUAUCGAUCUCAUUCUUCUCAUGUUUUCCCCCAGUGGAAGGCCUACCAUAUGCGUCGGCGACAAAAGCCCCAUAGACGAAGUCAUUGCAAAGUAUGCACAACAAACUCCUCAGGAAAGGGCUAAAAGGAAGCUGGAGAGCUUAGAAGCACUAAAGAAGACAUUCAAGAAGCUAGACCAUGAUGUCAACAUUCAGGACUUCUUAGGCUCCGGGGGUCAGACGGUCGAGGAAUUAUCUAGUCAUCUUGGCGCAUUGCAAUGUCAAAUGGCAGAUGUUCAAAAGCGUCUCAGUUAUUGGAGCGAUCCCGAGAAGGUUGAGAAUAUAGACCAUAUAAGAGCGAUGGAGCAAUCUCUCAAAGAAUCUCUUAAUCGCAUCGGCAUUCAUAAGGAGAACUUUGCAAAGCAGCAUCUGAUGGGCCUACAGUGCGCUGCUGCUCAGUUCCAGAACGAGAUGCAGCUACCUCUGGGGCUAACCGGUGACCCGAACCCUUCGUCGUGGUUCCACAGCGGUGGCGGCAGCGAUGGACAGCCGCCCAUGAUGUUACCUGAAGACCCCAGCUUGCUCCAUCAGAGGGACAUCGGGUGCUCGACGAGCACGUCGCUGCAGAGCUACCCGGGCUACUUCAGCAUGAGCAAGCAGUCGACGGACACCGCCGGGGGCGAGCAGCAGCACCAGCAGGCGGCGGCGGUACAUCAGCACCAGCACCAGCACCAGCAGCCGGAGUUCAGCCAGGGCGACUGCCUGACGUCACUGCAUCUCGGCGCGCAGUUCCCGUACCAGUCCGCCUUCGACCACGCCAGCCUCCUCAACGACAGGCUCUUCAGGCCGGACAUGGAGCUGCACGUCGACAACGCGGCGGCCUCGGCCAUGGACUUCGUCGGCGGCCACUAUGAAAUGCCGAGGCCCGGCGACGAGGCCAGCUUCCAGAACUGGGCAUCGGCGGCAUGCGGCGCCACCAUGUACGAUCACCAGCAGCAGCCGCCAUCUGCCCAACUUAUUGUUCAGAACAUGACUGAAUCCCUGACCGUCAGCUCCCUGCAGCAGCAACUCUGAUAGUAGCUUCGUUCGACCACGACACCGCCGUACAUCAGCAGCUCAUGAUUUGAUGAUUCUUUAGCCAACGAACCGAAGCCUAAAGGCCUUACCAUCGCUGCUAAAAAGAAUCCUUCUCAGUCAGUUUGUUAUUCCGUAGGAAUGAAACAAGGUGUAUAGGGGAAAAUUGAAUUUGUCAGUGUAAAGCAUAUACUGACCAUAGCCGAUUCAACUUGUAAAAUAUAAAUGGAUUCUUAACUCUAAUGUAAACUAUGCUGCAUUUUUGCCAUGAAAAAGGUUGGGCAGCUAACAUCC
Aegilops tauschii subsp. strangulata is the source of this 1849-nucleotide messenger RNA. RefSeq names its product agamous-like MADS-box protein AGL30. NCBI's taxonomy places the organism in Eukaryota, Viridiplantae, Streptophyta, Magnoliopsida, Poales, Poaceae. Gene Ontology annotation, molecular function: protein dimerization activity; DNA binding. The record is from RefSeq and is a predicted model, not a curated record.